UCUUUCACCAUGCAGCAGUGCUCUGACAAUCACGAAAAUAAAAGCCACGAUUUGGUUCACUUUGCUUAACCACGAAAAAUAUAGCGAUAUCAUACCCACCCACACGUACAUUAUUAAGUAUUUAUUAUUUCCGUAGGACGGCACUGUAGUUCUGGGUAUUAACAGACGAGAGUUGUUCAGUCCUGAUUUCGAUUCAACUGCUACGUCAAACAGUUUGUCACCAGAUCAUCUCCUUGAUGAGGACAGAUUGGAUGAUGAUGAGGAAUUUGAUCGAAAAAAUGGAAAGAAACAUGCUCACACUCACGUGAGGUCAGAACCCGAUGAAGUCUCUCAGUUUCUCGAUUUACCCGAGAGACGUGCCGCGUCAGCAACUGACGGGAUCAGAAGUGCCACACCCCCUGAUAUUGCUAAACCAAAGACCCAGACUCAAUCCGGAAUGAAUUUCUUGUCUCGUACUAGAAGUGACGAGCCGGCGAGGGGAGAUAUGGGCGUGUCUGGGGGCGGAGUCACCUAUCAUAAUCUACGACAUGUUGAAUCGACUUCUGAAGAAACUUUAGUUGGCAGUUCUAGUCACCAGGACCUUCACUUCUCAAGUAAUCAACCCAGUCCUAAGCAGCAGGUCUCUCCUCUAAUGAAAGUAAAACCUCCUCAUCAACAAAGAGACGUCUCGUCUUCUCUUAAAACUCAACUGAGUACCAGCAGCAAGGCCAGCUCUGUCGCAACCAGCGUUGGGAUGGGUGGGGAAAGAGGUGUGGCUACUAUAUUCAGCCCCUCCCAGUCUCAGGACAGCUUCGUUGAGAGCGGUCUCAGCCCUGAUACUAGUGACACUGGUGAUCACUCCGCUGAAUCAGUUGAAACUGAACCGAGAGAAGUGGAUAUUAAGAAAGGAACAGCUCAUCUUG
This is a messenger RNA of Amphimedon queenslandica, 902 nucleotides long. RefSeq lists its product as uncharacterized. The annotation marks the transcript as partial. The transcript has 3 exons. NCBI's taxonomy places the organism in Eukaryota, Metazoa, Porifera, Demospongiae, Haplosclerida, Niphatidae. The record is from RefSeq and is a predicted model, not a curated record.